Molecule: messenger RNA, 1872 nt
Organism: Cloeon dipterum
Lineage: Eukaryota; Metazoa; Arthropoda; Insecta; Ephemeroptera; Baetidae
Product: putative ankyrin repeat protein RF_0381
Exons: 1
Coding region: 1-1872 (623 amino acids)
Molecular function (GO): protein binding
Source: RefSeq, a predicted model, not a curated record
AUGGAACUGAAUCCGCUGCACGUGGCCGCCAAGACCUCCGAUGUGGAGCACUGCCGCCGGCUCGUUGAGGACGAGGGCGCCGACGCCGGCGCCGUGAGUGGCAAUUUGGAUGCGACGGCGAUGCAUUGCGCGGCGUUGAACACGCUGAAUGGCAAGCAAGUCGUCGAAUACCUCACUUCGCUCGGACUUAAAGCGGACCUGAAAGACUCAGAGGGCCAGGAAGCAAUUCACUACGCAGUCAGGGCAAGGAAUUUCGAGGUGGCCAAGAAACUGCUCGAAAUCAAAAGCGGAGAAGGCACGGAGGAGGGGAAGAACAACCUCUUGCACUAUUUCGUGAAAGAGAACAACUUUGAAUUCGUCAAAAUCGUCCACGAGAGCGAAAGGAAAUUAAUCAAGGAGAAAGGGGAGUGUGGAAAAACGGCCUUCCACCUGGCGGCCCAGCACGCAGACCUGGAGGUGUGCAGGUGGCUCGCAGGGAACGGUGUCAACAUCAACGUCAGGGAUGACGAGAAGUGCACCGCAAUGCACUACGCAGCCCUCAGAGAGUCGGACCACAGGGAAUUCGUGCGAUGCUUCACGGGCCCUGGAACGGGCGCGCUCAUGUACACGCUGUCCAAGGGGAAGAUGAGUCCGCUUCACUACGCCUUCCAGCACGGCAGACGGGACAUGGCCGAGGAGCUGAUCGAGCGAGGCGCCGACCUGCGGGCGAUGAUCAUCGACCUGACCAACGUGAUGCACUUCUGCGUCAAAAUCAACGACCUGGACGCCGUGAAGAUGCUGCACGCCAAGGACGAGUUCCUCAUCUUCGAGAAAGGAAAGCGAGGCAGGACCGUGAUGCACCACGCGGCUAUGCACGCCGACCUCCAGAUGAUCCAGUGGCUGGACAAAAAUGACAUCAGUCUCACCGACAGGGACGUAUUCUCGUACAGGGCCAGCGUGCUGCACUUUGUGGCCUUCAACAGGCAGAGCAGACCAGAGUUGGAACAGAUCGUCAAGUACUUCGUACAAGGUGGAGUGGACGUGAACGGCCUCACCGGUAACGGAUGCACGCCCCUCCACUUUGCGAUCAAAGAGAAAAACCCGGUGGUCGCCGAGGAGCUGGUCAAGCACGGUGCCGAUUUGGAACUGGAGCUGAAAGACCUGAAUUUCCUCCACUACUGCGCUCAGCAGGACUUCCUCUUUGGCGCCAAACUCGUGCACAAGAACAACCCCCGGCUGAUCACCGGCAGUGACCCCACGGGCAGGACCGCCCUCCACAUCGCGGCCGAAUUUUCCGAUCUGGAAUUUUGCAAGUGGCUCGUGGCGGAGGACGCGGACCUCGUCAACGCCCUGACGAACAAGGGCAGCAACGCUCUGCACCUGGCGGCCAAAAACAGGAAACACGGAGGGGAGAUCGUCCGCUUCCUGAUUUCCUUGCACGUCCCGGUGAAUGGAAGAAACAAAUUCCAACUGGUGCCGCUGCACUUCGCCCUGCAGCACGGAAACACGGACGCUGCCCACGAGUUGGUCUCCCUCGGCGCUGACCUAACCACCAAGGUCGGAAACCUGCUUCACUUCUGCGCGUGGAAAAACAGUCUGGAAGGUGCGAAAUUCGUCCACUCGAACAACCCAGCGCUGAUUAAAGAACGAGGGGUAGGUGGUAAAAACGCCCUUCACAUCGCAGCGGAAUUCGCUAACGCAAAACUGUGCGAGUGGCUCGUCAGCCAGGGCGUCAACCCUCAGGAGCGAACCGGCAAGGGAGAAACAGCGCUUGAUCUGGCUACAAAGAGGCGCGACAAGGACGUCAGGCACUACCUCGAAUCGUUGGGUUUGAAGAAACGAGGAAUUCUCACCCGGUUGAUUUCCAAGAAUGAACGUCAUUACAGCCUUUGA